GCCCACUCUAACAUCGAGUGGGCCUGUAGCGAGACGGGCGCGCCGUACGCUGGAUUUUCACGCUCUACGCAACGAAACACGCAACUUAUUUUGUGUUUUAUCUCACUUGUGUUUAUGGUUGACGAUUUUUUACUUAAAAUAAGGAAUAAUAGACGAAUAUUUGAAUUAUUUGUGAAAGUGUGUUCGAAGUGGUUUUUGUAAAUGUUUAUUUAAAAUGCAUAUAAAGAAGAAAAAUCACACGUCCAUAACGGAAAAGCCGAACAGAAAACGGAGGAGAUCUCGUGAAAAACCUGGAAGACCGGCUAGAGAAAAAGAAAAUGUAUUUAUGAUAUUACCUCAAAACGACCCUAGUAAGUUUGACGUGACAUUUAUUAUUGGUAAAUGUGAAACUUUAUCAUGCGAGGAGGAACAGGCGUGUGUUCAGAGACAAAGGAACAACGUAACAGCGCAUUACUGUUUGUGCACUUCCAACGGCGAGGAAGCCAAAAAAGGAGUUAAAUGUCCGCGUAGCACUGUGCCAUUGAAUCAACGUCAAGCUAUCCACAAUUUAAUACCACCAAAACCAUCAAACGCAACGAAACUCCGACACCCGCCGCCCACGGCUCAAGAACCAAAUUCAUUUGUUGGGAAUGAAAUUUACGCUGAAGCCACGGUUGGAAGCGAGACGGCAAUAUUAGAUUCCAGUUCAUAUACGAGUGCCAGUGCCCCACUCCUUGUCAGUAUGAUUACAGGAUGUGGCCUGCUCCUAGUUUUAGUCUCAGUAUUAGCAUUCUUCCUCAGAAAACGUAUAUGUAACGUCGAAAGGAAAGUAAAACCGCGUGUACGGCCAGGGGAACCUCUGCUAGCUGAACGGUAUAUAACGAACCCGCAGUACGGCGUGUGCGGUGCAGGCAACGUGGCCCCCAGCGCGGUUCCAGGGACGCCGGCUCCUUUUCCUUCCAACAAAGUGAACCAUCCUGAGGUCACCGUCUUGGAUAGAAGCACACUGGCAUUCCUAGAAGAAGUUGGGGAAGGCUGCUUCGGCAAAGUUUAUAAAGGAGCUCUAAGACUCAACAAUGGUGAGAAAGAAGUAGCUAUCAAAGUUCUCAAGGAAAGUGCUGGUCGAAGUGCUGAAGAAGACUUUGUGAGUGAAGUUUCCAUUAUGUCAGCAUUUCGGCAUCCAAACAUUUUAACGCUCAUUGGAGUUGUCUAUAAAGAUGAAUCGAAUAUAAGCCCAUGGAUGGUUUUUGAAUACAUGGAGUGGGGUGAUUUAGCUGGUGUCUUACGAGGCUCCCGAUGUGGUGGGCGAGCCGGACCAAACCUUGAUGAGGCAGCCUUACUUCAGGUCGCUCUACAAGUAGCAAGAGGGAUGCAAUAUUUGGCUUCAAGACGCUUCGUGCAUAGAGACCUAGCUGCAAGAAAUUGUUUGGUCGGUACCAACUUAGCCGUCAAAAUUGCAGACUUCGGUAUGUCUCGAGAUGUUUACACUUGCGACUACUAUAAAAUGGGGGGAGAAAGGCCAAUGCCAGUGAGAUGGAUGUCACCGGAAAGCAUUGUUUACGCUAGAUUCACUCAUGAAUCCGAUGUGUGGUCCUAUGGUGUCGUACUUUGGGAAAUUUACACUCGUGGAAAACAACCGUUUUAUGGUUGUAAUAAUGAAGGAGCUACCAAGAAGAUCUUAAAAGGCAUCCUUUUAAUACCACCUGACGAUUGUCCAUACUUCGCAGGUGAGUUGAUGCGAGCAUGUUGGGCGAUUGAUCCUCGGGAUCGAAUAGGGUUUGAUGAAAUAUGCUCAAAAUUGGAAGCUGCUCAAGCAGCAGAGGGUACUUCUACAAAAAUACGUCUACCUCGACCACCUGCAGCGCCAUUAGACUCAGGUGGUUAUUUGGUUCCUAUUACACCUCCACCGGCGGAUUAUUUAAAACCGUUGCCAGAUUCCGAUUAUAGUGAUGAUGAGGAUGAAGACUCAGAAGAUUGAACCGUCAGCAUUUACAAAGUAUCUGCCAUAAUUUUGACUGCCAGUAACUCGACUGUCUUCACAUUCCUAGAGAAAAACAUUUAAACGAAUGUAGAUUCUGUUAAAAGUGAAAUUACUAAAUAUUUUAUGAUUUUUAUAAAUUGAAAUAUGAAGUCACCACCGGAACCACCAUCACAGCCCACCAAGCGGCUCGAUAUCAAUAAAUAAUACUCAAAACUAUUAGCGAAAUUUUUCAUUACAUCUUGAUCGUCUUCUAAAAACAAUAUAGUGUGUAUCAAUGAAAAAAGGCGUCUGCUGCAAUUAUCAUUAAUUGUUAAUAAUUAAUACAUAUUGUGCCAUAUAUAAACCAAAAAGAUGUGUGAUAAAUUAUUUGAUGUAUUAUAUUUAUAAUGUUAAAUCUAAUUUAAGUACUUAUUUUAGUCACGUAUUUUUCUAUUCUCUCUGAUAUUUUAAAUAAAACUAUAACAUUUUAAAUUAUAUACAAAUGUUCUAUGUAGAAAAAACUUUAUUUUUUUUAAAUAAUACCCGAUUUGGAUAGAUGGUAUUGUGAGCAAAGUAUGAAAUUAUAAAAAAUCGUUGUCUUACUGUUGUAUUCCUGUGUGUAGUAUUAUUUUUAUGAAUACCUAUUCGUUGUAAGUGACUUGUUUUAUCGAAUAAGCAGUGUUAGUUCAAAUGUAAUAUAAAUAAUUAUGGAAAUAUUUUCGAAUAGAAAUAGGAAAUAAGAACUCGAUUUGUUACUUUGUUGUAUUUGCAAGUUACUUUUCUCUGAAAAAUUUACGGGAAUGUAAAGCAAGUGUUCAUCGUCAUAUUAUUUCUUUAAUUGUAUUAAAUAAAUUAUUUUUAUUAGUGUAAUAUAUGAAUGUGUAUACUUAAUAGCUUUCUAUAGAUAUAAAUUUCCUUAUAAAUGUAUAAAAUAAAAAUAUACGUAUAAUUACAG
This is a messenger RNA of Danaus plexippus (monarch butterfly), 2894 nucleotides long. Its product is annotated as insulin-like growth factor 1 receptor. The transcript has 8 exons. Bases 215 to 1957 code for a protein of 580 amino acids. Gene Ontology annotation, molecular function: ATP binding; neurotrophin binding; transmembrane receptor protein tyrosine kinase activity. Gene Ontology annotation, cellular component: signaling receptor complex; axon. NCBI's taxonomy places the organism in Eukaryota, Metazoa, Arthropoda, Insecta, Lepidoptera, Nymphalidae. The record is from RefSeq and is a predicted model, not a curated record. Gene Ontology annotation, biological process: positive regulation of kinase activity; multicellular organism development; cell surface receptor protein tyrosine kinase signaling pathway.